GCCUCAUCCGCAUGUUUACAUUUUGUGUUUUAUUAUUAUUUUAUAUAAGUCCAUAAAAGUAGUGGGAUUAUACGUAAAUUUUAAUCACUUUGUUAAAAUAAAUGGUUCUGCUAUGGAACCUAAAGCAGAGAUUGCUGAUUUAAUAUUGUCGAAACAUUGAAAAUGUAAUCUUUCAAAUUCUAUGGAAUAUUGUGAUUGUGAUAGUUGCUUUAAGAAAAUGACUAGUACGCAGGUGUUUGACCUGGUGUCUGGGCUCAAAUCUCGCCAUGCCGAGACCCGACACAAGGCUAUACGUGAGUUACUUCACUUUGCAAAAACCGACUUACGGGAAAUGUCUCAGGACACCCUCACCCAAGUUUUAGAUGACUUUAACCAGCAAAUCCACUCUUUGACGUCCAGUUUCGAUACCAAUGAGAAAAAAGCUGGGAUUCUUACCAUUGUUUGUCUUAUUGGCGGAGACACAGAAACAACAAAAACAAGAACUCUUCGUUAUGCCAAUUAUUUAAGAUAUAUCUUCCCCACAACUGAUUUGGGAAUUCUAGAGUUAGCAGCAAAAACAAUGGGUCGACUUGCAGUGACUUUAGGUGUCAAACGAGGAGAAUAUGUGGAGUUUGAAAUAAAAAGAGCUUGUGAAUGGUUGGGCGAAGAAAGACAUGAGGGGAAGAGAUUAUCUGCUGUGGUAAUAUUACGAGAAUUAGCAAUUGCUAUGCCUUCAUAUUUCUAUCAGCAUGUUAACUCUUUCUUUAAUUACAUCAUGAUACCACUUCGAGAUCCUAAAGACCAGGUCCGAGAGGCAGCAGCCAAGACACUGAGAGCAGCUCUGCAGGUCACUGCUCAAAGGGAAGUUCCAGAACAAGCCUAUAAAGCUCACUGGUAUAUACAGUGUUAUGAGGAAGCUUUCACAUUAUUCUCAGAUUCUGUUAGAGGCUUAAAUCGAGAUGAUAGCAUUCAUGGAGCACUUUUAAUUUUAAAUGAACUUCUGAGAUGUUCUAACUCUGCUUGGGAGAAAAAAUACACCACACUGAUGCAGAAACUUGAUUCAGAGCAAGAAACAGCAGAUGAUAUGUUGUCUUUUAAUACUAAAAUGCAAAAUUCAUUUACAUCUCAAAACUAUUCAGAUGAAAAAGUUCAAACUGUAGCUGUACAUGAAUCCAUUAUCUGCAAAAAAAUGAUAUCAGAGAAAUAUGAAACAGUAUGUUCAGAAAUCAUGGCAUUACAGAUGUCCAGAGCUCAAAAUAUUCACCAAAUGCUUUUACUUAUUAUACCAAGGCUGGCAGCUUUUAAUAAAGAUGCAUUUUCAAAGAAACAUUUGAAAUCUACAAUCAAUCAUCUCAUUACCUUCCUCAUGGGAAAGGAAAAGGAGAAAGCUAUGGCUUUUACAACAUUGGGGCUCAUUUGUGUUGCAGUUGAAGAGGAGAUACAACCAUAUUUGACAAGAAUCAUAGAAAUUAUAAAAAUAACACUACUCACUAAGGAUACUCCAAAAAAACGAAAUGGAGUUGACACACCAGUCUUUAAUUGUGUAACACUAUUAGCAUUUGCUAUGAAAGAGAAAGUUAGUAAUGAUGUGAAAGAAAUAUUGGAACCUAUGUGUGCAAUAGGGCUUAGUGCCCACCUCACUACAUGUUUCAAAGAGUUGAGUCAAAACAUGCCAUCUCUGAAGAAAGAAAUAACAGAUAGAUUGUUGAAUAUGCUGUCUUUGAUUUUAAGGAAAAAACCUUAUGCACCUAAUAACUCUGACCAGCAGCUAGUCCACAUGAUGUCAACAGCAAUGUUAGUGGAAGCACACGAUGCUAGCAAACUGGUGUUGGCUCUGCGCACAUUAGGAUCAUUUGAUUUUGAAUGGAAUAAUACACUCAUGUCUUUCAUAAGAAGAUGCACUGAUCACUACUUGCAAAGUGAACAACAUGAUGUGAGGUUGGAGGCUGUCAAGACAGCUUCUAAGCUUUUGAUUAAGGCUGUUGAAAGAUGUGUACAAACAAAUUCUAGAACACUAAACUUAUUAGUUGAUGAGUCACUUGGCAAACUCUUAUCUGUGGGUAGGUCAGAUUUUGAUCAAGAAGUGAGAUACAGAGUUUUUGAAAUUUUUUCCAACACAAUUUUUGACAAAUAUUUGGCAGUAGAAGAACAUUUGAAUUGCUUUUUUGUAGCAAUUAAUGAUUCAAAUACAGAAAUAGGUGAGCUUGCAUUGUGUGUUGUAGGGAGACUAAGCAAUUUGAAUCCUAGUUACACAACACCUACCCUUCGUCAGUUAUUUGUUCAAAUUUUAAUGGAACUUCAACAUUCAGAGUCCACUCGUGCUAAGGAGCAGGCACUCAGAAUGAUAAACAACCUUAUCUGUCAUGCGCCUAGGAUCACAAGACAGUUUGUGGACACUAUCCUCAAGGUACUUGUUCCUAAACUGAGAGAGGAAGCAAGCAAUACUGCAAUGAUCGUGACGACACUGAAAGCGAUAGGUGAUUUAGCUGAAGUAAAUGGUGGUGCAGUAGCCUUAAAUCAGUGGAGGCAAGAACUGAUGGAAAUCCAGAUUGAAAUACUCUCAGAUCCUAAUCAACCUGAAAAAAGAAGUGUAGCACUAUGGUCGUUCGGGCAAGUGGUGAGCGCCACAGGUUAUGUAGUCAGACCUUACAUGGAUCAUCCACAACUGAUGGACAUAUUGUUGAACUUUUUGAAGUCUGAACAGCAGCCAAGGGAUAGACGUGAAACAAUACGCGUCCUAGGUCUUCUGGGCGCUUUGGAUCCCUACAAACACAAGGUUAAUCAGGGCUUAAUUGAUUUUCAAACAGUGUCAACACUGAUUCCUAUAUCUGAGCCGUCAAAGACAGAGCACUUGGAAUGUAACGUGAGUGAAAUGCUGGUAAACAUGUCCCCACUGGUGCUGGACGAGUUCUACCCCGCGAUCGUGGUGACGUCACUCAUGCGCAUCCUGCGUGACCCGCUGCUGGCGCAGUACCACACCAGCGUCGUGCACGCCGUCACCAUCAUCUUCCAGACUCUAGGCAUCAAAUGUGUUCCAUAUAUAUCCCGAGUCACCCCCACCUUGCUUUUUGUUAUACGCAACACGGAUAACAGUAGUUUUCGCGAAUUCUUGAUCACUCAGUUGGCGCAAUUGAUAUCCGUCGUAAAGAUUUACAUUCGCCCGUAUCUGGAAGACAUUUUCGAUCUGAUAAAAGAGUAUUGGACGCCCGAAAGCCAACUGCAGCCCACGCUGAUAAUGCUGGUAGAACAUAUCACAGUGGCUAUUGGAACCGAGUUUAAAGUGUAUCUCAGGAAAAUUAUGCCUAACAUUCUAAGAGUGCUAAAAUAUGACCGGAGUAAAGAUAGAUUUUUGACAGAAAAAUUGUUGACUACCAUUAAGAAAUUUGAGAAUAAUUUGGAUGAUGUGUUGCUGUCGAUAGUGCCAGCUAUUAUUGGUUUAUUUGAUGGGAGAAAUAUACCUAUGUCUACAUCAAAACUGGCGAUGGAGACUAUAAAACACCUAAGUACAUACUUGUACUUCCGGCCUUAUGCGGCAGUUAUUAUACAAGCUCUGGCCAAAGUCCUCGAUAACAAUCCUUCUUUGAGGCACACAGCUAUGAGCGCAUUAUGUGCCUUGAUCGUGCAGUUGGGGCGGGAGUAUAUAGACUAUAUACCAUCAGUGGAAAGGAUCCUCGUGAAGCACAAGAUUCAAUGCCCUAACUACAUAGUUUUAGUGACGAGACUUCAAGUUAUAUCGACUCUUGCUAGCGACGACGACUAUUUGGACGAAACCCGCACAAAGUUACGGAAUCAAAAGAAUGACCUAAUGACGGGGGAUACCCAGACGAUCCAGAAGCUUCACGUGAACGUGAAUAACCUUAAGAAAUGCUGGUCCAUCAACAACAUGGUGUGCAAAGAAGACUGGGGCGAGUGGCUGCGGCAUCUCAGCGUGGGCUUGUUGAUCGAGUCCAACAGUCCCGCUAUCAGGGCUUGUUCGACCUUGGCUCAAAACUACCCUCAGCUGGCGCGCGACCUGUUCAACGCAGCCUUCAUGUCGUGUUGGACUGAGCUAGAUGACAAUAAUCGCAAGGAACUAGUUGCAGCUUUGGAGCGGGCUCUGACGGAGCCCGAGAGCCCGGAGUUGUCUCUAGCGAUCCUGAACCUGGCCGAGUUCAUGGAGCACUGCGAGAAGGGGCUGCUGCCGGUGGCCGUGCGGCUGCUGGGCGACACCGCUGUCAAGUGCCGCGCCUACGCCAAGGCCUUGUAUUACAAGGAAGAAGAAUAUCGCCUAAACCCAACAACAGAAGUAGUAGAAGCGCUCAUUCACAUCAACAACAAGUUGCAACAGAGAGAGGCUGCCAACGGACUGUUAGAAAAGGUUAUAUCUCAGCAAAAGCAGGGUGACUGCUCGCUAAACAUCCACGUGCGAUGGUACGAGAAGCUACACAACUGGGAACAGGCUUUAGACCUUUAUAAUAAGAAGUUAGAAGUCGAACCACAAGACGAGGACUCCAAAUUGGGACUUCUAAGGUGCUUGGAAGCUAUGGGCGAGUGGAGAAAGAUACACAAUAUCACGACAGAGCAGUGGGACACUAUGUCGGAAGAUAUGAAAGUGAAAUCGUCCAAAAUUGCCGCCGCGGCUUCCUGGGGCCUUCAAGAGUGGGAUUCGAUGAGAAAGUGUGUCAGUUGUAUUUCUGAGGAUACCCAAGAUGGCGCCUUUUACAGGGCUAUAUUGGCGAUACAUGAAGGACAAUGGUCUGAAUCAAGGAAUUAUAUUGAUUCCGCUAGAAGUUUGUUAGAUACAGAGUUGACUGCUGUUGUUGGUGAAAGCUACCAGCGGGCUUAUGGGGCCCUAGUCAAUGCUCAGUUAUUGACUGAGCUAGAUGAAGUCGUGACGCAUAAGUUGAUUGAAGAAAGACGCAGCACUAUAUCUAAUAGCUGGUGGUUGAGAUUGCAAGGCGGGCAGAGGUUGGUGGAAGAUUGGCGGAAGUUAAUCCAAAUCCGCAGUUUGGUUGCGUCACCUCGGGAACACUUCCAAACUUGGCUGAAAUUCGCCUCGUUGUGCAGAAAAACUGGUUCCAUCAACCAAGCACAUAAGAUCGUUAUAUCGAUAUUAGGUUGCGACCCGGUGGCCAAUCCUGAUGUUUUGUUAAGAAUGCAAGACCCGAGAGUGGUUCUAUCGUACAGUAAGAACCUUUGGGAAGCAGGGAACAAACGUUACGCUUACGAUGUCCUUCAGAGAUUUGUAGACAGUGCUGAACCGGAGAACGAUGAUCAGUGUAGGCUGUUAGCUCGGUGCCAUUUGAAAUUAGGGUCGUGGUGCGAGGCUCUGCAAGAAAUAAACGAGUUAUCGAUACCAGAGAUACUGCGGAACUACGUGGCUGCGGUGAAUCUAGCGCCCGAUUGGUACAAAGCCUGCCACGCCUGGGCUUGCAUGAAUUUUGAGACUGUUCUGUUUUACAAACAGCAAGAUAAUGUAUCCGAGAGCAGCAUAGCAGCUGGAUCUGGUGAAAAGAAAGUUAGUCGUGCUGAUUUCAUUAACACUCAUACUAUACCGGCUAUUGAAGGAUUCUUCAAAUCGAUCAGUUUGUCGAAUGGAAGCGCUUUGCAAGAUACGUUGAGGCUACUCACGCUGUGGUUUGACCACGGUCAUAACACGAUUAUCUACGAUGCGUUGUUUGAAGGUAUCCGUCAGAUUGAUGUUAAAAUCUGGCUGCAAGUUAUACCGCAAUUGAUAGCCAGGAUAGAUUCUCCCAGGAGUUUGGUGGCGAAGCUGGUUCACAUUUUACUGAUAGACAUAGGAAAGUUGCAUCCCCAAGCGCUGGUGUACCCGCUGACGGUGGCCACCAAGUCUUCCUUCGUGAACAGGAAAACUGCCGCGAAUUACAUCCUGAACACGAUGUGCGCCCACUCUCAGAAUCUUGUCAACGAAGCGGCCAUUAUUUCGGAAGAGUUAAUAAAAGUCGCCAUAUUGUGGCAUGAUCAAGUUGUCAUCGCGAUCGACGACGCAUCCAGGCAAUAUUUCACGGAGAAGGACUACCGUGGAAUGUUUAAAACGUUGGAGAAAAUGCAUGCGAUGCUGAGCCGGCCGCCCGAGACCUUGAAGGAGAUCUCCUUCAUGCAGAUGUACGGCCGAGACCUGGAGGAAGCCCAGCGCUGGGGCGAGCUCUACAAGAGCACAGGCGAUGAUAGAUACCUAAACGAAGCGUGGGACCUGUACUACUUCGUGAUCCGCCGCAUCCUGGCGCAGUUCCGCGCGCUGACGUCGCUGGAGCUGCAGUACGUCAGCAAGCGGCUGCACUGCUGCAGGGACUUCCAGCUGGCCGUCCCGGGCUCCUACGUGCCCAACGAGAAGCUCAUUCGGAUAUCACACAUACACAGCCAGCUGCAGGUGAUCAAAUCGAAGCAGCGUCCCCGGCGUCUCACCAUCCAAGGAUCCGACGGCAAGCAAUACAUGUUCCUGCUCAAGGGCCACGAAGACUUGCGUCAAGACGAGCGGGUCAUGCAACUAUUCGGUCUCGUCAACACUCUACUCCAAGCAGACACGAAUACCUACAGACACGAUUUGGCAAUACAAAGAUAUGCCGUAAUACCCUUGUCUCCGAAUUCGGGGUUGAUCGGGUGGGUGCCUCAGUGCGACACCCUGUACAAUCUGAUCAGUGACUACCGCGCGAAGAAGUCCAAUAAGCUGAAUCUGAAUACGGAGCAACAGAUUAUGACGCGCAUGGCUUCGGAGUAUCACAAGCUGCUGUUGAGGCAUAAGGUGGAAGUAUUCGAGCACACGCUGUCCCAAACCCCAGGGAACGACCUGGCCCGCCUCCUCUGGCUCAAAAGCCCUUCAGCCGAAGCCUGGUUCGAGCGGCGCACAAACUACACCCGGUCUCUAGCGGUCAUGAGCAUGGUGGGCUACAUCCUGGGCCUGGGGGACCGCCACCCGUCGAACAUCAUGCUGCACCGGGUCACGGGCAAGGUGUUGCAUAUCGACUUUGGAGACUGCUUCGAGGUGACCCAAGCGAGGGAGAGAUUCCCGGAGAAGAUUCCGUUCAGGCUGACGCGUAUGCUCAUCAACGCUAUGGAGGUGACGGGCAUCGAAGGCACAUAUCGCUUCACGUGUGAGUCAGUGAUGCAGGUCCUGCACAAACACCGCGACAGCGUCAUGGCCGUGCUGGAAGCCUUCGUCUACGACCCCCUCCUCAACUGGCGGCUAGUCGAGAACGACCACAGAUCCUUGACUGAAUCCACCUUCUCUUCAGACAUCGACUCUUCAUACACCCUCCCUAGCAGAAGCCGUAAUCAUCUCCAUUACGAAUCAUUGGAAAUUCUACCCGAGGCUAACUUGAACAAAAGAGCAUUAGCUAUAUUGAACCGGAUACGUGACAAACUAACAGGCAGGGACUUCCCCAACAUAGAAGCGGUGGUGAGCGUGAGAAAACAAGUGGAUCUGUUGAUCAAACUCGCGACGAACAAUGAAAACUUGUGCCAGUGUUAUAUCGGCUGGUGUCCUUUCUGGUGAUACAGUGUGCAGGUAAUGUCUAUGUCAAUACUAAAUUAUUCUUUACGAGUACAUAAUAAAGCUGGUUUGAUGUUUGUUGAAACGCUAUAUUCUGUAACUUUUUGAUCCACUGAUUUUUUCCGUGUUUCAGCCAAAGCUAUCCGUAAGCCCGAAAUGCAAUCUGUGUGAUUUGUCCGUAUAUGUAUAUAUUUAUUAAUUAAAUUUCCCACGACAGGCAAGCCGGGCUGCACCUUGUCGUGUUUUUAAUUCGUAUUUGUUUUUACAAUUUGUCCAGUACACUCAUUACGUUUACGACGUUCGAUAACUAUCAAGGUUGUUACCAUUACCUAAUGCGGAAACUUGCAAGUUUUAAGAUAUAUAUUGCAUGUAUAUUGUAUCGUAAGAGACUUGUAGCCACUUUCCGGACUUCAAUUAUGUAUUUGACAUACUGGGGUAUUAUGUAAUCUGUGACAUAUACAAUAGUUAAUUGAAUGUUGACAAUUUUUAUAAAGGUACGUUAUCGUGAGACGCGUGUUAUUGUCAAGAUAUAAUUAAUCUUACCGAUAACUUACGAGAUGUCCUCAUUGAGAUUUGAGACAAUCCGACGCGAUGCAAAAAUAUCAAAUCAAAUAUACAUACAUAUAUGUCAGUGUCUAAUACAAAGUACACAGAACAAUAGAUCAACUAAAAGAGAAAAAAAAACACAGGACAAACAUAUUCGUCCCUAGGUUUUUGAUACAUUCGCGUCGCUCGAUAAACUCAACUAGUUACUAAACUCCUGUCCAUUUACAAAGUUUCCAUUUAUGACGACACAAAAAAGACUGAAGUUUCAGAAAAAAUCCUUUUAUAGGAGAAUCCUGAGCAAAAUAUUAUUUUAUGUAAGAGCCAAUUCAUUGCUAGUCUUAACUAGUGGUGUGUGAUUUUAUUUCACGACAACCGGGUUUUAAAGUAGGUAAUCUAUUCUUACCAAACAAUUUUACGACGAGGCUGCCCUACUAUAUUAUUAUUACUUUUGAAAGUAAUUAAUAUUUAUGUAAUCUCAAUAUAUUUCUACUGCCCUUUAUUACGUAGAUUUUAUCAUUAUCUAGUGGUAUCUAAUUAUGUAAAGAUAACAUUUUAUGUUCGCAGUGAUUGUAUUUGUAAUUUUUUGUAUUAUGCUCUUGGAAAUAAUAUAUAAAUAUUAUUUCCAAUUCAAUUUACUAUAAAACCUUGAACUUCUGUUAUAUUGUUAGGUGACGUCUUAUUAGUAAUUUUAAGAUAUAUUAGUUAGUAGUAGUUAUCUCUGUCAAGUAUUAUGUUUUAUUCUAUCCUGUUUCUAUUAUGAAAAUAAAUUAAUCUGACGCACUACAAGACUGUUAAUACUGCCAAUAUUGCAUUUUUAUAUUCAUAAUUGUCGCGUAAUUUAAGUAAAACUUGCGAUCGUUUUCUUUGAUCAAGGUGUAGCAUUCUUACAAAUAAUGAGUUUUGUAGUUUGGCACCUAUGUACGACACCUUUCUCGUAGCUAAUUGACAAAAGCGACAUUUUAUAUUAUAGUUGAGAACACUUUAUACAAAAUAUUUAAUGUGACUGAAAAGGUACUUUUUCACUGCUCCAAUAUAACGCUCUGGAUGAAACAAAUUGUAUUGCAAUAUAUUUUCAAUUUUAACAUUUUUCACUCGACGUAUUGUAAGUAAAAUUAUUUAUGUGUGUAUUGUUUUAAGUUAUAUAACU
Plodia interpunctella (Indianmeal moth) is the source of this 9161-nucleotide messenger RNA. It is a transcript of the gene TOR1, whose product is annotated as serine/threonine-protein kinase mTOR-like. The transcript has 11 exons. Gene Ontology annotation, biological process: protein phosphorylation; TOR signaling; negative regulation of macroautophagy. The coding region runs from base 182 to 7471 and encodes 2429 amino acids. The record is from RefSeq and is a predicted model, not a curated record. Gene Ontology annotation, molecular function: protein binding; protein-containing complex binding; protein serine/threonine kinase activity. Gene Ontology annotation, cellular component: nucleus; TORC1 complex; TORC2 complex. Lineage: Eukaryota; Metazoa; Arthropoda; Insecta; Lepidoptera; Pyralidae.